AUGUCAAUUAAUAGAGAGAAUGUUGAUAUUAGGGAGGAUAUGCCUAAUACUAUUAGAGAGUCUAUCUCAAAUGUGCAUGUUCAACAUAAGCAAUCUGACAUGUGGCAACACGUUGAGAAAAUUUUCAAUGAGAGAACCGGCAUAGCAGACCAAACGAAGUGUUCGUAUUGUGGAAAGAUAUUGGUGUAUAAUUCGAUGAAUGGAACUUCUUCUAUGCGUAAGCAUUUAUCCAAUUAUAAAGUGUCUACUAUAACCGUGGAUAAUGCUAGUGCUAAGGACGUGGCAAUCGCUUACUUGAGGAGCAAAUUAGCACUACUUCUGGAUGGUGAGUUCUUCCAUAUGAGAUGUACUGCUCAUAUUAUGAAUUUGAUCGUGAAGGAUGGUCUUAGUGAGACAAAAGAUUGUAUUAGCCGAAUUCGUAAUUCGAUUAAGUAUGUGAAGAGUUCCCCUGCUAGAGCCGAAACGUUUCAGAGAUGUGUGAAAGAAGAAAUGAUUGCUUAUAAAGGUGGUGUGUGUCUUGAUGUUGCUACUAGAUGGAAUUCCACCUAUUUGAUGUUAGAUGUUGCAGUAAAAUUCAAGAAAGCUUUUCAGAGGUUGGAAGAUGAGGAUCCCAACUAUAUUACGGAUUUGUCACAUGAUACACCUUCUAACGAAGAUUGGGAAAAAGCAAAUAGACAGUUGGUAUUGUGCUUGAAUGACUGGGAGAAAGACACAAAUCCAAUACUUAACAUGUCAAAGAAAAUGAAAGAGAAGUUUGAUAAGUAUUAUGGAAGUGUUGAUAGAUCGAACAUGAUGGUAUUGAUUGCAGCGGUUUUAGAUCCUCGGUUUAAAAUAAAAUAUGUGGAGUGGGGGUACAAAAAGAUUUAUGGCAAUGAUUUGCAAAAGGUUGGGUUGAUGUCUAGAAAGUUAAGAGAUUUGUUACAACGGUUGUAUGAUUUCUAUGUGGGGGUUGUAUCAGGUUUCCAAGAAAGCCAAACUUCUUGUUCUUCCCAAAUUACCAGAAUUGGCCAGUCUUUAGUUACUGGUGUGAGUUGUGAUGAGAUUGCGUACGACCCCUCCUUAGACGAAUAUGAGGAGGAGAUGGAGGUAGAGAUUCAUGAUAUGACCAAAUCAGAGUUAGACAUUUACCUCGAGGAGAAAUGUCUACCUAUGAAGUCCAACUUGAACAUACUAGAUUGGUGGAAAGCAAAUGCUGCAACGUAUAAGGUUCUCUCGUAUAUGGCAAGAGAUGUGUUUGCUAUUCCGAUAUCUACAGUUGCUUCUGAGUCAGCUUUCAAUACAUCGAGUCAUGUACUCUAUCACUUUCGGAGUUCUUUAAGUACACCCAUUGUGGAAGCAUUAGUUUGUGCACAAGAUUGGUUGAGAUAUGCAUAUACCCCAACUACUUUUGAGGAUUACUUGAUGGAUGCAGAAAGUUAUAACUCAGAAAUUAAUGCAAAUGAGGCGAGCAAUUUAGAGCAUGGAGCAUGA
Messenger RNA from Pistacia vera, 1470 nucleotides. Its product is annotated as zinc finger BED domain-containing protein RICESLEEPER 2-like. The coding region runs from base 1 to 1470 and encodes 489 amino acids. The record is from RefSeq and is a predicted model, not a curated record. The transcript is spliced from 4 exons. Gene Ontology annotation, molecular function: DNA binding; protein dimerization activity. Lineage: Eukaryota; Viridiplantae; Streptophyta; Magnoliopsida; Sapindales; Anacardiaceae.